AUGAUAUUUAACAGAUUAAUAAAUAAAGGAAAAGCUACUACCACUUGCCGUGUGUGUAGAAAAAAUUACAGUGAUAUAUUACCACUUAGUGAAACCAAAAUUAUAAGAAAUAACCAAAACACCUCAGAUAUUAAAAACGAUGUGGGAAAGUGUAACUCUUCUGGCGAAUUCAGAGUUAAUGAUGUUAACAUACAAAUGAUAUCGAAAAAUGUAUACGAUCAGCUGUUUCAUGGGGACUGUACCAAUGUUGAUUCAAAUAUUAUCAAAAGUUGUCAAGACCAUUUGAUGAAACAUGGAAUAGAUUACAACAACUACAAUAAGCUUCCUGAUGUUCAGUUACGCCUUCCAAAACUUGAAGGGAAAGACAUUGUUGAGCAUUUUCAUAAUAUUGGUGAGAAGCAAUGUGCUCCUUAUAGAUCAUUACUGCAUAAAUUGGCUGCUAGUAGGCUACCUGAACUACCUAAGAAAUGGUCUAAAUGUCAAGGAUGGACUAAAUAUACACCAGAAGGACCUGUGUCAAUUCCGUGCCCCCCUGAUGAUGCUCUUAUAUUUGACGUUGAAGUCCUUAUGUCUGCUGGAAAGAGGCCGACGCUGGCUUGCGCUGUUUCCCCUGAAACAUGGUUUAGUUGGGUCAGUGAACCCCUCGCAAAAGGUGAAGGUCAUCAGCAAUACAGUGAAUUGAAGUAUGAUCACCUGAUACCACUCGAGACUGAUAGAUUUACCCCUUAUGGAGACUUAACGAGACCGAGAAUUAUCGUAGGUCAUAAUGUGUCUUAUGAUAGAGCUAAGAUAAAGGAACAGUAUUGGUUGGAAAGGACAGGUGUACGUUUUAUGGACACAAUGUCAAUGCAUACCUGUGUGAGUGGAGUAACAAGUUACCAACGAACAGUGCUGAAGGCUAAGAACAAGGAACCGGAUCCUAGUGAUGAUGACUGGAUUGAAAUCAGUUCUCUUAAUAGUCUUAGUGAGGUACAUAAACUCUACUGCGGAGUACAAAUAGACAAGCAAACCCGUGAUAUAUUUGUAGAAGGGACUAUGGAUGAUGUUAUCCAAAAUUUUGAGACACUGAUGAAUUACUGCGCUGGUGAUGUAGUAGCUACGCAUAAUGUACUCGGACAGCUAUUUCCGAUGUUCCUGGAACGGUUUCCGCAUCCCGUGACUUUGGCUGGAAUGUUAGAACUAGGGUCAGCAUACUUACCCGUUAAUUCGAACUGGACCCAAUACAUAGACUCAGCUGAAACAGUAUUCAACGACUAUAAAUUAGAGUCACGACAAAUACUGUCUCUUAAAGCGGACGAAACCUGCCGGUUGAUGGAAAAUGAAGCUUAUAAGCGUGACCUGUGGAUGUGGGACCAAGACUGGUCGACGCAAACCUUGAAACUUAAAAAGACAAGUACAAAAGCUAAACAUACCCCAGAGGCAACAAUCGAAGUCACUAGUCAAGAAAAAACAAAAAUAAACUCAGAUAUAUUAUCAACCGAAUAUAUAGACAGUCUAGAAUGUGAAAAUAGCGAAGUGAAUAGAAAUAUAGAUAUAUUGACGAAGAAGUUUCAAUACCUGUAUGAUUUGAAGAGUUCGCUGCCGGUGAAAAGACCAUAUUUGGCGGGAUAUCCAGCUUGGUACAGAAAGCUAUGUACAAAACCUGGAAAGGGCCCUGAUUGGACUCCAGGUGCUAAUAAUAUUACUACAAGUAUGCAGAUCACUCCAAAAUUACUUCGGCUGUCAUGGGAAGGUUAUCCACUCCAUUACAUACAAGGAGAGGGGUGGGGCUUUUUAGUGCCUUAUAGUAGAGACCGAGGGGAGGUACAAGAAGGGGAGCCUCUUAUUCCAUUAGAAAAAUUACUAGAAACUUGCCCUAUGGUAACAUGCAAAAACACCGAAGUAGAUACAGAGGGAUAUAUCCUGCCUAAGACUGUAGAAGAAGACUUAUCGAAACGGGCGUAUUAUGCAAGGAAGAGAAAAAACGAGCAAGCUGCGGCUAAUCAGUAUCACGGGUUGGGUGUCUGGACUGGCCUUGAAAUACAAGGGUGUUGCCAUUUCCUUCGCUUGCCACACAAGGAUGGACCAAAGUACAAAGUAGGCAACCCAUUAGCAAGAGAUUUCUUGAAUAUGUUCAGCCAAAACGUAUUAUCAGCGCAAGGGAAUGAAGCCGAAAAGGUGUUAACGUAUGGGCGCAUGAUGUCGUAUUGGCGCAACAAUCGAGAGCGAGUAAUGGGACAACAAGUAGUUUGGUUGCCGAAGCAAUUCCUGCCUGAACACUUGCGCGAUACAUUGCGCAAAUACGGAGCGAUUGUGCCACAAGUGGUUGUGUGUGGGACGUUAACGAGACGGGCUAGCGAACCAACUUGGAUGACAGCGAGCAAUGCACAGGCUGAACGGAUAGGGUCUGAGUUACGUGCCAUGGUCCAAGCUCCACCGGGAUAUUGUUUCGUUGGUGCCGAUGUCGAUUCGCAGGAAUUAUGGAUAGCAGCUUUACUGGGAGAUAGCAGUCUUGGUGUGUGCGGUGGUACCGCGUUUGGUUGGGCUGUACUAGCCGGAGAUAAACGAGCGCGCACGGAUUUGCAUUCUCUAACUGCCACCGCCGCUAAUGUUAAUCGCGACCACGCGAAAGUCAUCAACUAUGCAAGAAUAUACGGCGCCGGUCAAAAUUUCGCCGAACGUCUAUUGAAACAGUUCAACCCCACCAUGACGAUAUCGGAAGCUAAAAGCAAAGCUGCGAAAAUGUUUACAACGACUAAAGGCAAGCGAGUCUACACUUUGAAGAAACAAUACACAGAUGGAUUACUAGAUGAUGACACAGGUAGCGAGAAAGUAGAAAUGCCAGCAUACCAAGCGAUGCGCCUUGCUAAACUUAGUGGGAAGCAAUUGGAUGAGAUGUUCGAACGAGCGCGUUGGGUGGGCGGAACUGAAUCUCACAUGUUCAACAAAUUAGAAGACAUUGCUGACUCCCCGGCACCUCGAACCGCGUUCUUGGAAGGUCGGUUGUCUCGUGCGUUGGAGCAUAUGGGAGGCAGAUGGGCAAGCACAAGGCUCAAUUGGGCAGUGCAAAGCGCAGCAGCGGAUUUUCUUCACCUCAUGUUAGUCAGUAUGACGCAUGAAGCACCAAAGGCUAGAUUCUGUUUAAGUUUUCAUGAUGAAGUACGUUACAUGGUACCGGAAAAAUACAAAUAUAAAACGGCCCUUGCUUUGCAAAUAACAAACCUAUUUACGAGAGCAUUCUGUUCACAAAGAGUGGGCAUCAAAGACCUGCCGCUGUCUGUUGCAUUUUUCACGUCUGUGGAAGUAGAUAGGGUGUUGAGAAAGGAAGCAAACUUAAAUUGUGCGACACCUUCAAAUCCUCACGGAUUAGAAAAUGGAUAUGGUAUUCCUAACGGCGAAUCUUUAACAAUAUUUAAUGUUCUCGAAAAGUAUUUUUUCAAACUGCAUGUGACAAAUGCAAAAUACCGCGUAAACAUGUCGAAAGUUACGAAAAGAAAACACGUUAUGAAUGAAGCUUUAUGGGACGAUUACGAAUUACCGAAAGACAAUCAGAACAUUGUUAAAGUUUUGAGAAGUAGAGGCAAUAACUUACAUGAGGUUACCAACCCAACUGGAGAUGAAUUCCUUGUGUCAAUGCCCACUAAAUUCCGAAAAAAUAUCUGGGUUAAAAGAGGAGACUACAUUCUUAUUGAGCCCAUCCGUGAAGGUGAUAAAGUGAAAGCAGAAAUAGUGAAAAUAAUGAAUAAGGACUCUAUUAAAUACUACAAAGAGAAUAACAUAUGGCCUAAAGAGUUUGAUAAUGACAAAAAGGAGACAAGUGGUGACAAUGAUGACUUAUUUGUUAACACAAAUAGAGUUCAAAUCCAGACAUAUAGUGAGAGUGAUUCAAGUGAUAGUUUAAUGUGA
This is a messenger RNA of Leptosia nina, 3885 nucleotides long. NCBI's taxonomy places the organism in Eukaryota, Metazoa, Arthropoda, Insecta, Lepidoptera, Pieridae. The record is from the annotation of a GenBank genome assembly.